This is a messenger RNA of Bombus terrestris (buff-tailed bumblebee), 1931 nucleotides long. Its product is annotated as protein obstructor-E. Gene Ontology annotation, cellular component: extracellular region. Bases 822 to 1553 code for a protein of 243 amino acids. Lineage: Eukaryota; Metazoa; Arthropoda; Insecta; Hymenoptera; Apidae. The record is from RefSeq and is a predicted model, not a curated record. The transcript is spliced from 7 exons. Gene Ontology annotation, molecular function: chitin binding.
CUCGGCAGUGACAUCGUUAUCAUAUCACAUUUUACAUAUAUUUCAAUUAUUUUAAUUUGUUAUCAACGUAUUUCUUUUUGUAAAUAAUCAAUUAGGGACAAGAGUUCGAAGCAUCGAGACGUGCCGAGAAGAAAAGAAUGAUACAGACAAUGUAACUGUGUUUACAAAGAGAUUAUGAACGCUCAAUUUCGAUGAUUCAUUUUCACAUGAAAAUGUAAAGGACACAAAUUUUUUCGUGGAAGUACGAAGGAAAGAAUAAUACAUAUAUAGAAGAUAUAGGAAAAAAGCGGUGAAUUUGCGCAACGUCGGACGAUGUGCUAAGUUUCGCGGUUGAAGAAGCCUCGGGCGUCCAACCAGCAGAGCCUUGACAUUUUCUUCGAUUUUUUCUACGUAUCGUUCGUCUACAAACCUUUUCUUCGAUACAUUAGAAAAAUAAGCUGUAAGAUGGACAGACUCGAUUUCAAAUGUUACUUUGCAUUACGAGCUCGAAGAAAGUGAGGUUAGGAUGACAUUAUAGGAUGACGCCGUUUUGAAGAACCAAUAUCGUAAAUUGGAAGAGGAACUAUUUUUUAAUAAGAAAGAUAAUGCAAUUGUAUGAAAAAGAUUAAUUUAUUCAUACACACAGUAAUCUAUAGCAAAUCCAAAUUCGUCUUAUGUAACAUAGUAUCUCAAAAUUUUGAGUGAUCCCAAAAAUCGUACGAGGGAGGAGAAGAUCGAGAAGGAGCCGGCAUGCGUGGUGGUAGAGCGAAGAUCAUAAAAGCUCGUGAGCAAGAGGAUUCAGAUAGUUUUGGUUUCGGAAGUCGAGACAGCAGGAGCUCGAGAUGACCAUAACAACGACCGCUCGUUUGUUGAUCGCCUGCGGCGUCCUCCGCUUCGCGAGCUCGGCCAGCGUACACAAAGAUAGCUGUCCUGAAAAGAAUGGUCGAUUUUCUGUGCCAUCCCAAUGUGACGCUUACAUCGAAUGCAUUGAUGGUAUCCCUGAACACAAAUUAUGUCCCGAGGGACUCUUAUUCAAUCCUAACGUGAGAUUCUCCUAUCCUUGUGAAUAUCCUGCUGGCGUGGAUUGUGAUGGAAGACCUAACCGACAGACACCACAGCCAACUGAGGACUGUCCUCAUCAGUAUGGUUUCUUCAAAAUCGGAGAUCAACACAAUUGUGGUAAAUUCAUGUCCUGUGUAGAGGGGAGAGCACAUGUCUUCCAUUGUCCCGAAGGGUUGGCCUUCAACUCUGAAUCUUAUCGUUGCGACUGGCCUGAUCAAGUACCAGACUGCGAUGUUGAAUCAUUCUUAGGACUCCGGUGCCCAAAUGAUCCUAACGAUGAAAAUCGCCUGUACAAGUUUGAGUUCUACGCCAGUCCUUAUGACUGUCAGCGUUAUUUCGUGUGUGUGAAUGGUCGGCCACGAUUGCAGGUUUGCGAAGAAGGAAAGGCUUUCAGCCAGCUGGAAAACACAUGUCUUCCCGCGCACAACGUCAGUGGAUGUGAACCACUCGGUUUGCCGCAUGAGAAAAAGAAAAUUCCGUUAAUAGGUACAGUUGUAGAGGGAGGAUCAUAGUGAUGACUUUAAUGUACGAAUGAAUGAUUUGCAAAGAUACGUUCAUUUGAGAGUAAAACUAUCAUGAGUUGCUUUCGAGACCAUUUCUCGCAAAUGGACACUACGUUGAGAGUGAAUAUCCGAUUUGAUUGUGGCCAGCAUAGUCGAUCUCAACGCAGUGUCCACUUGCAAGAUAUAUCUCGAGAAAAUAAUACAUGCAAUUACUAUUGUGUGCCACUGUAGAAACUACAAGAAAAUGAGUAAAAUGUAAUAAUGUAAAUACAUGAAUCAUUGAUAAGAAGAACUAUUGUAAAAAUGAUGUGCUUGUAUUUAGCACAAAAUUGUAGACCAAAUAGUUUUCAAAUAAAAAGAUCUGUUAGGAAAAUAACAAACAAUGUA